CCUGUAUAGCAAAGGACCCAGAGAGUUACGCCUCAUCUGCAGAGACAGGUAUUUUUCGGUAAUUUAGCCCCCUCUUAUAAAUUGUAUAGAAAACACAGUCGCUCUUUCUCUUUCUAAGCUCUUUCUCUCACUAACCAUGGAUGGUGAAUCAAACCAAACCCUAAAAACCAAGUUAUCUCUCUCAUCUGAGUCUCUCUCUACAUACAUUGGCCUGAGCUUCGCCCUCUUCGUAGGGUUUCUUCCGACCUCUUACCAGUCUUUAAUGGCGUCUCUGCAACUUCAGAAUAGGAAGCUUUCGUCCAAGCUCAGGGAAGCUGAGGCCCUAAUUGAACAGAUGAAGAUGAGGAGAGCUGAGGAUUCUAAGGCAAAUGCUAAGGUAAUGGGGAUUUUUGCAAGCCAGAGACAAGCGUGGCAGCAAGAGAAAAACUCUCUAGUUCAGAGGCUGUCCGAGCUAAAACUGAUCACAGAGAAGUUACAGAAAGAUGUUGAAGAGAGAGAAGAGUUCAUCGGUGUGGUUAGAGAGAGAUCGAGUGAUUUGCAGGGUCUGGGAUCAAGGGAGAAUGGGAGAAUUAGGCUUUCGGACGGGUUCAAUGGUGAAUUAGGGUUCGAGAAAGGGGCAAUGAGUGUGAUACAAGGGUGCAAUGGUGAAAUAGAGGUUGACAAUGUGGAAAUUAGGGUUUUGGAUGGUGUUAAUGGAGAGUUGGGGUUGAAGAAAGGGGGAAUCGAGUUUGAGAACGGGAAGAACAUGGAGUCUCAAGCUUUUGCGGGCGCGUUGCAGGGAGAUGUUGGGGAGAGAGAAGAACAUUCGGGGCCUCUCACAAGGAGGCCGUAUGGGUCUCAGGUUUCAGGGUUCAGAGAGAAGGGGAGAAUUAAGGUCUCUGAGGGUUUUAACGAGGAAUUAAGGUUUGAGAAAGGGGAGGUUAGUGUAACAGAAGGAUUUCCGAAAAAGUUUGUUUCUGGAAAAGUGGGAUCGCCUUUGAAUGAGGAACUUAGGGCUUCUGAAAGUGUUGGCGAUGAAUUUGAGGUAGGAAAAUGGCGUGAAGGCAAGAGAUUCAGGGUCUGUCCUCAAAGGUACAACAAUUGGCUGAUGGAGAAAAACAUUAAAACUUCGGAGGGCAUGGAUGAAGAGAAGGUGAUAUGUUCAUUAAAGGAAUUAUCAGAGGCUCUUUACUAUGGGGAUUAUUGCUACCCUCCCUCUGCUUCCAAGCUUUGGAGCGAGAGAGCCUUCAACUGGCAGGAUACGCUUCCUCCAUCUCACGAAUCACAAUAUGACCUGAAGCAUAUUGUACCCAGGAGGGAGUCUCCUUGGAAGAUUGAUGGAGAGUCGAUGGGCCUCUCUUCUAAGCUGAAGUUUCUUGAACAGGAUUUAGUAAAUUUGGAAAGUGGUGCCGAUAAAGGUAAGGCGGCUUGUGUUUCAGAGAUGAUGAGAAAGCAGGCUAAGAGAUACCAAGCACUUGUGGGCAAGGUCGAAGAGUUAUGCAAGAGAAUGCAGGCAAGCGACCCUUGUGAACCUAACCUCGAUUCAGGAAGCCGAAAGCAUAGACAAACUGAGUACUUGAGUGAAGUUGCCAAUAUUCAAGAGUGGGCAGCUGAGACGGGGCAUAGAUUGGUGGCUAUAGAAUCGGUAACAACUCCAAGUCGUUUAAAUAAAGGCAUGGCUGAGCUUGCCAAGCCUAGCAUAAGACGCUCUCUUGAUUCCACUAAAAACAACUUCAAGGAAAUUCAGAGGAUUCUUGAGAUUAGGCUGGCUAGAAUCACAGGUGAUCUAGAGGGAAUGCUAGCUCAAGAUGGUAUGUCACAUGUAAGUGAUCCCUAUUUCUCGAGAUAUUCAUAUAAUUAUUGAUGAAUUUGCAGAAGCAAAUGUAUUUGUACGUAUGUAAAUCUUAGAAUUUGGUUUGAAUCGUAGAAUUUGGUUUGAACCUGCAACCUCAAGGGUGUCUGUAACAAGAAGCACCAUUCACUUGAGUGAUAGGUUCUUCCCCUGUAUCUUGGCAUGUAUAUAUUGGUUAUUGUGUUCUUCAAUUUAGACCGGAAGCUCAAAAGAG
Amborella trichopoda is the source of this 2045-nucleotide messenger RNA. RefSeq names its product Ribonuclease P protein subunit P38-like protein. The record is from RefSeq and is a predicted model, not a curated record. Lineage: Eukaryota; Viridiplantae; Streptophyta; Magnoliopsida; Amborellales; Amborellaceae.